Molecule: messenger RNA, 9469 nt
Organism: Xiphophorus hellerii (green swordtail)
Lineage: Eukaryota; Metazoa; Chordata; Actinopteri; Cyprinodontiformes; Poeciliidae
Gene: lmtk3
Product: lemur tyrosine kinase 3
Exons: 16
Coding region: 405-8201 (2598 amino acids)
Biological process (GO): protein phosphorylation
Molecular function (GO): ATP binding; protein kinase activity
Source: RefSeq, a predicted model, not a curated record
AGGAGAAACAGACAACCUCCAACACACUGAGAGAUACAUGAGGGGGGAGGAUUUAUAUAUAUAUAUAAAUAUAUAUGAAAAGAAAAACAUUGUUUUCAGCAGACUGAGGCAGAGCGGCGGGGUGAGGAUGCACAAUGGAGCAUCUCCGUGUUUAAUUGCGGAUUAGAGGAGGAAGAGGAGGAGGAGGAGGAGAGCAGAACAAGGAGACGCGAGGAGACGCUCUUUAUUAUUAGGAGAGAGAGAGAGAGAGAGAGAGAGAGAGAGAGAGAGAGAGAGAAGGGGGGUGAGGAGACUGAGACGGUACAGACCGUGGCGGGGGGGAACGGGAGCGAGGAGGACACCGACACCGACGGUCGGCUCGGCGGCGUCGCUCGGAUGCUGUUGUCGACCCGGACGCGGCGACGAUGCGGCCACACUGCUGGGUGAUGGUAGCGCUGGCGGGGAUCAUGUCGUACCUCAGCCCGGAGAGAGCCCUCGGAGCGCCGCAGAGGGAAGUUUCUCAGACCAGGGCCGAGUCUCUCUCUCCUCCACCUUACGUCAUCAUCCUCAUCUCCUGCUCGGGGCUCGUCUCUUUCGUUCUGCUCCUCCUUACCUGUCUGUGCUGCAAGAGAGGAGGCGUGGGGUUCAAUGUAAGUCUUCAACAUGAGUUUGACAACGCAGAUGGAGAGGAAUGCUCCGGCGGCUCCAGUCCCAUCCAGGAGGACAGCCUGUCGUCCUGCCCCUCCCUCCCUGAGGUUUAUACCCUGCCGGUCAGAGACCGCCCCAAGUGCGCCGCCCUGCAGGACGGAGCAGAUCCCAAAUCUCAGUGCUUUAAAAGGCACGCUUUAAAUUACCUUCAGGAAAUAGGAAACGGUUGGUUUGGGAAGGUGAUCCUGGCUGAAGUGCUGUGCGACUGCGGCUCGUCUCAGGCUGUGGUGAAGGAGCUGCGUGUGAGCGCCAGCCCCCUGGAGCAGAGGAAGUUCCUGGCUGAAUCGGAGCCGUACAGGAGCCUGAAGCAUCCCAACAUCCUCCAGUGUCUGGGGCAGUGCAGCGAGAGCAUCCCCUUCCUCCUGGUUAUGGAGUUUUGUCAGCUGGGAGACCUGAAGCGCUACCUGCGGGCCCAGAGGAAGUCAGAUGGGAUGACUCCAGACCUGCCAACCAGGGACCUGCUGACUCUUCAGAGGAUGGCCUUCGAGAUCACCUCGGGUCUGCUGCAUCUCCACGAAAACAACUACAUUCACAGCGACAUGGCUUUAAGAAACUGCCUUCUGACCUCUGACCUCACUGUCAGAAUAGGCGACUACGGGCUCUCACACAACCAUUACAAGGAGGACUAUUACCUGACUCCAGACAAGCUGUGGAUCCCUCUGCGGUGGAUUGCUCCUGAGCUGCUGGAGGAGUACAGAGGAUCCCUGAUUGUUACGGAUCAAACCAAAACCAGCAACGUGUGGUCUUUAGGGGUGGUGAUCUGGGAGCUUUUUGAGUUUGGUGCUCAGCCCCACAGACACCUUAGCGAUGAAGAGGUGCUGACCUUCGUCAUCAGGGAGCGACAGAUCACUCUGGCCCAGCCUAGACUUAAACUCUCACAUGCGGAUUACUGGUAUGAGAUCAUGCAGUCCUGCUGGCUCCCUCCGUCCCAGCGGCCUUCUGUAGCCGAAAUCUUCCUCCUCCUCUCAUCUCUCCUGGCCGCAGAGCGGGGAUUGUCAAAGAGGAGCAUGGGGGAAGAGGAAGAAGAGGAUGAAGAGUAUGAGGAGGGCAGAAGAAGGAGAGGAGAGAGCGACGAGUCAUUUGAAAGACGUUGGGAUCUACUUCGUCCACCCGCCUUUCAGAGUGCAGCAAACGAGCGGCACAGAGACAGAGAGUACAGCAGGGACAGCAGAGACAACUCCUACCCUUUGCUGGACCCUGUGGGGAACUGCAUUACCCCAUCCUCCUCUGAACUGGACGACAUCCUCACAGUUACAGAAACCAGCAAAGGCUUGAACUUUGAGUAUUUCUGGGAGAAGGCUCACGCCAGACGAGGUUACAAACCUCUCCCUCCCCCUCAGCCGAUCCCAACUGUGAACAAUAACCACAGACAAUCUUUAGACACGCCCACUGUGGUGCCGGUGAUCAGUGCCCGCAGCCCCUCGCUCGCCAGUGAGUACUACAUCCGCCUAGAGGAGCACACUCCCCAGGACAAGUCUCCAACUCUUAAAGGCAAAUCUCAGUCCUCCGUACCAUCUGAUUCGGUUUGUCCUGGAGAUGUGGAGCUUGUGGAAAUCCGAAGUGGAAUGCUGGGAAAAGAGCGAGUCCCCUAUCGCUCUGCAGACAACAGUGGGAAGACGCUGCAAACUAUCCGAUCUAGCGAGGUGAAAAUCCAGGUGCCCAACACAGGAGUGGCCGAGUUCAGAGACACUUCAAGCAGAGUGACAGACUUCUCAGUGGUGGAUCUGGGUGAUGAUGAUGAUGAUGUGGAGAAGAAAAAGAGCAGGGAAACAGAUAAAAAAUCUCCCACAGUGCUCCAGGCUCCAGUCCUCCCUCCCAAACCCCGCUCAAUGUCCAUGUCCUCUUCCAAUCACCUUCACUCCCGCCCUCUCCCCGCGCCUCCACUUGGAUACAGAGGACUGCCUCACUACACCAUCGGUGGAAAGAUUGAGACGGACCCCCUCCACAUGAGCUCCUGCCCGUCCUCCACCUUUGAUCACCUCGGCCUCCAUCGGUCCCGACAAACUCUGCCCCCAUCCCCGUCUCUCUCCCCCUCCAUCCCACCAUCCAGCCAUCCCAUUUACCCUCAGAUGUGUCCUCCACCUCUACCCCCACACUCCAAACCUCAACGCAGCAUCCCAAGCUACAACACAGCUGACAGAUACUCAAGAUACACAAAGAUACAGAUGCAGAGAUCCAAUAGAGACCCGCUAUCCUGUGACAUGUCUGAUAGAGAGCAGGACAGGAGGCAUGCACCAUCAAGCCACACCUCCAAGGAAGAAUCUCAUCCCCGUAUGAAAGACUUUGACUACCCCAUUCGUAGGGAAAAUCCUCUGCGGCCCAUUUAUCGAAACCCACCCCGUCCUCAGCAUGCAAAUUCCCAGAUUGAGAGGCAGUCCUCGUCUAGUCCUACCUACUCAGAUGAGGAUGACUCUCCUUUUGCCUCCCCUGAGAGACACAGCAGUCGGACCACAGUCGCUCACUCCAGCCUGUCAGAAGAUGCAGACCCAGCAACAUCUGAGCUCUUCUCCAGGGGAAUGAAAAGGACCCAGUCACGGCUAGACACUAUUCUGCCAACCAUUUGGAGGGAAGACGCCGAACUUCAGGCAGAACGAGUUUCAGCAGCCAAAAAGUCUCCAAUGCACCUGUUUCUAACCGAGAUAUCGAGCGUGACAGAGUCGAGUGAGACCAAGUCCAAGACCCUGUGGGAUGGGGAGAAAGAGGAAAAGAAUGAUGGAGAGCGAUGGGGGAACUUUCUGCUGCACAACAAGGGAAUGCGCCGUUCCCAAUCACUGAUCACUGAGAUAGACUCAGCAAGGCAGUCAUCGGGACAGGAGAAGGAAUUCCAAAGGACAGGAGUUGAGGAGGACAAGGCAUCACUUCAAGGGGAUCUGUUCCUCACAGAGGUUGACACAGACAGAAUGGACACGGACAAGGAUGAGGAAAGCGAUCCAGUUAAAUACCUGUAUCCUGCAGGAUCCAGUUUGCACCCCUAUGUCUGCUCUCCCGACCUUUCAUCUAACAAAGACACUGAAGACGGCAGCACAAAAGGUAUACGGAGAUCCCGAUCUCUUCUGUCCGAGAGGGAGAAACAAGAAUCUGAAAUACAUUUUGUUGAGAAAACAGAAAUGACUAGAGAGGAGUUCCUGAAAGAGAUCCAAUCAGCAGAAACAUUUUUGACUGAAAUCAUAUCCAGACAAAGCGCUACCACAAAUAAAGAUGAAUCAGAUCCAUCCUUCUCCCCUACUCCAUUGUCACCUGAAUAUGAAUCCAUAUGCAUCGACCCAAACUCUGCUCAGACCAUCACAUUCCAGUCAGAAAGCUCCAUACGAGCAUCCAACAAGGGGAAAGAAGAGAUACACACUGAGGCCAUCUAUGCACAAGUGACCAAGCGUGCAAAGAAGAGCGAGAUUAAGGUCACCAUAAGACCCGAGAUCCCAAUUCUCCACAUAGGAUCAAACAAACAACCGCUUAAACCGUGCAACCAAGGAAACAAUGCUGAUCACUGCCAGACUGGAGAGUUUGUGCUCUCAGAAAUAAUGCCCAAAAAUGGUUUAUUGCACAGUGAAACUGAUGAAUGUCAGAAGGAGGAGGAAGACAGUUCAGAUGGACCUGCCUUACCUGCCAGAGGGGAACUAAUAGACCCUCCAGAGUUAUCCCCUUCUGAAUCCACUGAGUCCAACACUAUGAUACUACAGGAGAACAAGUCUCUCAUUUUAAAUCAGACGAAGACUACUGUUGUUGUUGUAGAGAAUGGUGAAAUGAUGAAAGAGCACCUACAGGUCUGCAGUUCUCAGAUAGAAGAUCAAACGGAGGGGAAAUGUGGUGGGAACGCAGCUGCUCUGGAGAGAAAUGGGGAAAAUUUCUUUCAGCACAAGUACAAUGAUCUGGAAAAGUCUGUCAUUCAAAACGAAACUAACUGUGAAGUAACUCCGAACACUCCAGAUCAAGACCUGUCCUCUGACAUCAUCACUCCCACUGACUCUGUCCUGUCACCCAUGACCUCCAGCUCGGUGGACGGCCUCACACCCAGUGAUUCCUGGACCGGAGCAGGAAGCGGCAGUGGGUUACGGGUCCUGGGAAACGAAACCCCACACAGAGACUCUGCCUAUUUCUCCGACAAUGACUUAGAGGGUGAUGUGAUGAACAGGAAGAGCAGCGAUGGACCAGGGUCCAGACAAAGUGGAGGCCGAGGGGGCGAGCGGGGAGCACUCACAGGGAUAGAGGAGAAGACUGAAGAGGAGGGGGAAGCAGGAGAAAAAAGCCCCUUACGAAGUACUUCACAUGCAUCCCGUACCAAAACAGAAAGUGGAAAUGAAAAGACUGUUGAGAAUUGUGAAAAUGACUCUUACUACUUACAUUGUGAAAAAGACAUACUAAACAAAGGGCUAGAGGCUGUGCACAGAGACGAUUCAGGCAUUUUUCACAAUCACAACGAGAGCAAAAAAUCCACAUGGCUGCAUGAUGAUCAUCAAGUCAAGGACUGUGUUGACUUAAUUGAUGAGCUGUUUUCAAAGUUAGACGAAGAACCUCUGAAGAACCUUUCACACAGUGGUGGGUAUGUGAUAGACAGCCACUACACAGAUGGCAUAAUUUCCAAGAUAACGGAUUAUAAAUGCACAGAGUCUGAAAAGAGCAACUUGAAUCUGCACUCUAAGAGUCCCAGUGGGACAAAGAGCUUGAUCAACUCCAUCAACUCCGUGUCUGGCAUUGCUGAACCAGAUAUGACAGAGAGAGAUCUCGCUGCUCAAAGGUCUUUGAAAUCUGGGAAUGCAACAGUGGAAUCUGAGUCCAGAUUGUCCAAAAUGAGUGAAUUUCUAAACGAUAACUUGCACAGAGAGGAUAAAGUUAGUCUGACUAAUCUGUGUACUGAGCAAGGUGUUGAAGAAAUGGUUUGUUUGGACCACAAUGAGCUGGGAGACCUUCACUGCUCAGACCACAGAGUAGAUGGGGAGGUCAGAACGGAGUUGGACAUACAUCAAGCCUCUGCAGAGUCUUGCGAGGGCCAAGAUGUGAUGGCUGAGGACUGGUGGAGUGCUGUGGAAGAGGAUGAUGAAGCACCACCCUCUGGAGUUGUUACUGGGGAAAUUGACUGCCACCGUUUGAUGGAAUCAGGAGAACAAAAUAAUCAGUGGGCUUCUCCAGAGAAAAAACAACAAGAAGUAGAGCUAAGAUCAGAAUUUUUUGCGGGGUUUAGCAAUAGGAACUGGGGGAUUCAGGAGAAGUAUUGGGAAUCUAAAGAAAACGAUGAACAUGCAGGAAGGGAGCCUCACCCUUCUUCAGCAGAGUCCAGAAAUGAAACUGGGACCAAUGAAACACAAGAACUGAGCUGCAAUAUCGCUGCAUGUGAAAACGUAAGAGACUCUGAAAGACCAGUUACCCAGCGGUCUGCAGCAGAUAUCCAACAAGAGGAAAAUAUUGAGAAUCUGGCGGAAAUUGAUGAUUUUAAGAGCGACACAAUGAAUAAAAUCUGUGAUAUUGAAGUAGAGAAUAUGGAAACUCCAGAAGAAGAGAGGUUUGUAGAGAAGCAGAUUCAGGACAGAGGGUGUCUGACAGACAUGGAGGAGAAUCAAAACUUCAACAGAUUGACACAGAAUCAACUCUACAGAGAGGGACAAGCAUCAACUGAACAUGUUGAUUCUGAGAACCACUUCAGCCAUUCUUUCCAGAAUGACAUCUCAAGUAUAUUCAUCAGCAUCACUGAACCUCCUCAAGGUAACUCCUCCGACCUAGAAAACGAUGAAUCAAGCUUCAAACAAGAAGCCGAGCAUAGCCCAUGGCUUGCUACACAGUCUUCAGAGGAAAGUCUCCAAAAAGUUAAUGAGGAUUACAGAGACGCUGCCCUUCAGUCCGGAGUGGAGGAGCUUAAUCAGUCAUAUCAAGAGGUAGACAAUUUCAGCUCUGUUGAUUUCCCUAGUCCGCCGCCAAGCAUAGACCUCGAUGUGCAAGAUGAUAAACUGGAGAGUUUAGAUGACUCUUUUCCUAGUCCGCCACCGUCUGUUAUAGAAGCAGAGGAAUUUAUUACUGCCAUAAAUCCGGAAGACUUCGGUGCUGGUCCAGAGACAGAGUCGUAUAUUUCCCCAGCGAACAGCACAGCUGUCUCGGCGCCAUCUCUGCAAGAGCUACCACCAGCUACAACUCAGAAUAAAGGCAUCUCCGCCAACCUGCACUCCCCGUCUGUACACAUAACACUGACCGAUGACAACAACUUUACUUCAGAUAUUGAAGAUGUUUGUCAUAGCUUCACCCAGAAAACCUCACCUGCAGGUCCUUCUACACAGCAAGAUCUCUUGAAAAACAUCCCAGCAUUGCUAAUAUCCGAGUGGAAAGACCUGGACGAGGAGCCGCUGGAGGAUUUUGAAAAACUCGAACAACUCUGUUGCAUCUCUGGGGAUGAGGAGGAACUUUUCUUGGGGAAUCUGGAGCUUCUGGAGUCUCUAAAGAAAACAGCUGAUCAGAAGGGCAGUGAUACAGAAGAAGGUGAUGACUUCUCAACUCCUGAGGCUGACAGAGGGGAUUUAAAGGCAGAAUAUGUCUCUGAUAACUGCAAUAAGUUGAUUGAAUCAGAGCAAACAAUCUUGUCACAAUCAGUGGAGAAGACUGAUGAGCAGAGGUCACCAGGUCAAACACCCGAUGUCAAGGAUCAGGGAUCUUUAUCCAAGAUGACAACCAGAAAUGGCCUCAUGAUGCAGGUGUGUGAGGAGAGACUACAGUUCUCCCUCAAUGAAAAUGUGAAAACAAACAUGCUUUGGGGGUCAGCUGUGAAAGAGACCGUGACACUUCGGCCGUGGGGGGAACAAGUCAAGGAAAGCUGCAGCAGGUCAGUGGAAGACCAAAGAAAGGAUGAGAGCCAAGAGGAGCAGGAGGCUUCCCUUAAACAAGUUCCUCCCAUUGAGUCUGAUAAAACUGAACCUGAGCCGCUCACUGUGAUUGAACAACCUGAGAUCACUGCAUCUCAACCUGCUGCAAACCAGGCAAUGAAAGCCAAACUCGCUCGCCUGUCUCUCGCCCUCCCUCCUCUCGCUCUGAAUCUCCCUCUCACCCCGAGCGGGAAAGGCGGAUUCGGGGACAGUUCGAUCGGAAAUCGCAUCGGAAGACGAAGGGGCCUGUCGUCAGGAAUCGACCCCGACGAGGAGGAGGAGGAUGAGCAGGAGGACGAGAGCUCCCGCAGGGUGAUUGUUGUCACGGAGACGGACGUGGACAAACGGAUCGGGCUGAGGAGUCUGUUAAAAUCACCCAAGGAGCCUUUGGACAGAGAGCGGGACAGAGGGAGGAAUGUGUCCUUCUUCGAUGACGUAACAAUCUAUCUGUUUGAUCAGGAAACUCCAACCAAUGAGUUGAGCAGCUCAGCUCCUACAAGUCCAGGUUCAGUCUCUGUGAAAAGCAGCAAGCUGGACUUUCAUGGGCCAAACAAAAGCAAAGAAUCGAAAAGAAAAGAGGAUCUACCGAUCAAACCGCGGUCGCCCAUCGGAAGCGGCCCAGUGACGUCAUCGCGCUUCACCGUCAGCCCCGCCGACGACCCCCAUCUGGUGUGAGGCGAAAAACGGGAGCCUUUGAAUCCAUACACUCUCAGAGCGAGCAGUGAAUUCACCCAACAGCCAGCCAUUUACCCAGAAGAUAUUUUUUUACUGAUUUGGGAACUGAAAGAAACAAGACUCUGAUUUUACCAGCUGGACACAUUCCAGGUUUUGCCAGUGACUGGAUUUUGUAUGAAAGGGGGGUUGCUGAGCUCCUGCCUGUCACUGUUUACAGAGUUUAUCCGUAGCCUUUGGCUGCAAACGUCUUUGGAAAAGACUGCUUGCGUUGGGAGAAAAAGAAAACAAAAAUAAAUAAAGCAAAAGGAACCUGGAGCUUUGAAAAAUGUGAAACAAAUCUGACAGCUAUGCAGUGGGAAUCUUGCUGUGUACCAGCUUACUUUCUCUAUUUCUGCUUUAUUCUGUUGUACAGUUCCCCGACUGAGAGGGGAGGGGGAUGCACUUUCUUUAGUCGUUCAUCUGUCCAUGUAAAUGCUUGGAUUCCAGACCAGUCCUAAUUUAAGAGGUUUUUCUUCCUGCAGCAGCUGAUCCAGCAGUUUGAAACUGACUCCUGUAUUUAAGAAAUAUUCCUCAGCAUUUGUACAAAUACCAUAACGCGAGUGUAUACAAUAUUGUUUUAGGGCUUUUACUUUUAGAUGUAAACUUUGGACUGCACGAAAAAUUAAACAAACUACUUUUUAUUUAUUUGUUUGUUUAUUUAUUUAUUUAUUUAUUUUUCAUUUAUUUAUUUGUCUAACUUAUUAAACCUUGAUAAACUGUUAAUUAUUUUGAGACGGAAUGCAUCCAGGUUUUACCAUCUCUACGGUCUUCACAACAAAUAAAUAAAAAAUAUUUUCCCAAACGACUUAAUUGCUAAGAAGAAAUAAAAAAUAAGUAUUUUGUAUAAUUUUACUUGUUAAUAUAUGCCAAUCUGUACUGUAUGGAUCUAAGUCCUGUAUCUUUUUUUUAAUUUACUUUUUUUUUUAGAAAAUUUUAGCAGUCUUGUCAUUCCUUUUUUUUUUUUUGUAUAGUUUAAUGACAGUUAAUGUAGCUUAUAGCUCCACAAAUCGAAGCUUCUCAUGAGUAAUUAGCUCCAUUUGUUUGUGUAUCUGUUAAUUUAUCCCAUUUUCUACUAACGGCAGUCGAUCACGCAGCAGAGGUCCUGCUAGUCUGUUUGUUCGAUCUGUUUAAAUGUUGGUUUAAACUUGUGUUGUUUAAAAAGGCUUUUCAGAGGGGAUGAUGUAUAAAUAAGGGGGGAAAUAAAGGUUGAAAGAAAUGUGAAUCUUUUA